Molecule: messenger RNA, 795 nt
Organism: Salvia splendens (bonfire salvia)
Lineage: Eukaryota; Viridiplantae; Streptophyta; Magnoliopsida; Lamiales; Lamiaceae
Product: wall-associated receptor kinase-like 1
Exons: 2
Coding region: 1-795 (264 amino acids)
Biological process (GO): protein phosphorylation; cell surface receptor signaling pathway
Cellular component (GO): plasma membrane
Molecular function (GO): ATP binding; protein serine/threonine kinase activity
Source: RefSeq, a predicted model, not a curated record
AUGCAUUGUUGCUUGGCGUUUGAGGUUCCUCUCCUCGUAUACGAGUAUGUGCCUAAUGGGACACUUUUUGAUCUCAUUCAUCAAUCACAACUUCCAAUCUCAUGGAACAUGCGCAUAAAAAUUGCGGCCGAUAUAGCAGGUGCAGUGGCUUACUUACAUUUUGCAUCAUCUGUCCCCAUCUAUCACAGAGACAUCAAGUCCACCAACAUCCUUAUGGAUGAAAAGUACGUUGUUAAAGUGUCGGAUUUCGGAACAUCCAAAUUUGUUGCAGUAGACCAAACUCACCUGACCACGCUGGUGAAAGGUACAUUCGGAUAUUUAGACCCAGAGUAUUUCCAGACGAGCCAAUAUACAGACAAGGGCGACGUUUAUAGCUUUGGAGUAAUUCUUGUCGAGCUUCUAACAGGACAACGGGCCAUAUCGUUAGAUGUAUCACAAGAAAGAAAUCUAUCAACACGAUUUCUUGCAUGUAUGGAAGCAAACAAUCUUGAUGCCAUAAUAGAUACCCAAGUUUCCAAGCAAGCUAAGAUAGAAGAGGUGAUUGAAUUUGCAAGGCUUGCAAAAAGGUGCUUGAACAUCACAGGGAGAAUGAGGCCAAACAUGAAGGAAGUAGCAAGAGAAUUGGAAAGUUUGUCUGUGUCUCAACUCUCUGCAAAUGUUACACAUGCAAUUGAAGAAGCAAACAUGUAUGAAGCGAAGUCAGUUUUGGUUCCAAACAUUGAUUACACUGGGACAAGUGGUGACAGUGUCGCCUCGACAUCAGAUGCACAUCCUCUAAUGUCUACAAAAUUUUGA